Letharia columbiana is the source of this 663-nucleotide messenger RNA. RefSeq lists its product as uncharacterized. The record is from RefSeq and is a predicted model, not a curated record. Lineage: Eukaryota; Fungi; Ascomycota; Lecanoromycetes; Lecanorales; Parmeliaceae. The transcript has 2 exons. The coding region runs from base 1 to 663 and encodes 220 amino acids.
AUGUUUGAGCACAACGUGGGGGGCAUACGAUGGCAGUCUGCUGCUUCGUACCUCGCGAAUGGAAGACUGCGGUCGGUUUCCUCGGCUGGGACUAUCGGGGGUGAGAGUCCAUCGAAUCUUCCGCCUGCAGGAAGCUGUGAGGCGGACGGCUCCACGCUCGUUUUUCCGGUUCUUCGCCGCGAUCAGGACGACGAGCUGGUCUCGUUCCUGCAAAGUGGCCAGGGGGAGGCGGAAUGGUUUGUUUGGCUUGUGGUUUUGAGUGAUAUCGGAAGGAGGUCCUUUUCUGGUUGGGUCAGGGGCUCUAUCGAGGAUGUGCCGGAUCUUGACGUGGAAUUCGAGCCGAAUGGAGUAUUAUGGCAAUCUGUAUUUUGGUGUCUGACAGCUAUCGCGCUGAACACCAUGGCCCAACCUUCGGGUAUGAUACUCAGGUUAUUCCCUUCCAAAUAUGGCUUCGUCCUACGGUCUUCGCCUAUCAUCCGCGUCUUGGACGCACUCCGUAUGGUGUUUCGUGUUAUUUUCGACAGCAUCAGCGUUAAUGUGAUGGAACUACGAUUCCGUGGCAUGGGCGAUCGGGCUGAAGAGGGUAGCCUCACUAGUCUACAGAGAAACACCCCUUUUCGGCUCGUAUCGUUCGCAUUCGGUGCGGUCCCUCAGAUGAUCUGA